AUGACAUCAAACACCCCAGCUACAGCCUCAGCAGCUCAAAACUGCCUACAUAACCUCGACGUCUCCGCCUUCACCGACAGCGACGGUGUCAUCACAACAACCAUGAACGACCUCCCAGGUUAUCGCGUAGUCCGCGUCCUGGGUGCCGUGUUCGGCUUGACGGUGCAAUCGCGCAACUGGGCCGCGAGCAUGGGCAUGGUGUUGAAAUCCAUUGCUGGCGGCGAGCUACCCAUGUUCACAACGAUGCUGUACCGGGCGCGCAACGAAUCGGUUGGUCGAAUGGUGGGGGAGUGCCUGCACAAGGGCGGCAAUGCGAUUAUCGCGCUCCGGUUUGAUACGAGUGAUCUGGGUGGGUUUUCGCAGGUGUGUGCGUAUGGAACUGCUUGUGUUGUUGAGAAGAUUGAGUAG
Messenger RNA from Paracoccidioides lutzii Pb01, 408 nucleotides. RefSeq lists its product as hypothetical. The record is from RefSeq and is a predicted model, not a curated record. The transcript has a single exon. Bases 1 to 408 code for a protein of 135 amino acids.